GGACGUUAUCGUCUUGCUUGGGGGUUUAAGUGCAAUCUCAGCUCAACAAAACAGGUUUCAGCGAAAAACAAAUUUCCAUUUCUCACAACACACUCCAUACACAGUUCAGCAAAAAAAGCUUCAUUAAAUUCAACCAUGCCCUCACCACUUCAUCCUGUGUAGCUUUGUUUUUCAUCCAUGGAAAUUCUCAACAUUUCAAACCCCACAAACUUUUCAAUCCCCACUUUCUGCCACCCCAAAACCCUCACUUCAAAAUUCACCUCAAACAACAUCAAACCCACAUCCCCAUUUCGCAGAACUUCAUUUUCUCUCUACCUAUCACGCUCCGCCGCCAUAAAGUUUCAAACUUGGGCGCACUCCGGCCGACCCAGCAACCGCCGCAACUCCCUGAGGAAGAAGCUCCUCCGUGAUCACAAGGUAAACCCUAAUCAGAUUCCCAACGACCCUUUUUCUGUUUCGGGUAAUGGCGUUGAGGAGAGUGGUGUAGGUGUUCAGGGUGUUUCUGUUGUUAACAAUGUGGUCGAAGCUGAAAAACCAAAGUCUAAGAUUUUGCGUGAGUCUGUUUUGUGGAAUAAGUUGGAGAAUUGGGUUGACCAGUACAAGAAGGAUGUUGAGUAUUGGGGUGUAGGGUCUGGUCCUAUAUUCACUGUUUAUGAAGAUUCCCUCGGAGCUGUCGAAAGGGUGGUUGUUGAUGAAGACCAGAUUCUGAAACGAAGCAAGGUUAGGAGAGAUGCCGUUGAGAAUUUAGCUGAAGUUAGAAGUAAAAUUCUGAAUGCUAAGAACAUUGCUAGGGAGAUGGAGAGUGGGAAUAAUGUGAUUGCUAGGAAUAGUUCUGUGGCUAAGUUUGUGGUUGAAGGGAAGGAGGAGGGUGGUGGUUUUGUUAAGGCUGUUCAAGGUUUUGUUGCAAAGCCGAGAUUGCUUCCGAGGCUUUCCUGGGUUGGGAGGAAAGUGUUGUAUGUGUUGGUUGUUGUGUGGGUGGUGAAGAAAUUAUUUGUUGCUUUUGGAGAAAGAGAUAAGGAGGUGGAGUAUACGGCAACGGAGAAGGAAAUGAUGAGGAGAAAGAUAAAAGCAAGAGAGGAGAAAGAGAAGCUGACGAAGCGCGCUGUUGAAGUUGUUGUUGAAUCUUCGGAGGCACCGGUGGUGGACAUUAAGAAGCCUAAGUUAGAUAAAGAACAACUUAGGAAUAGUAUUCUGAAAGUUACUGGUUCUGCUGAUAAAUUGGUAGUGCAUGAUUCGUCUGAUAAAGUGAAAACUAGAUCCACAGAGAUGGAUUAUAAAGUUCAAGAAAUAAGAGAAAUGGCUAGGCAGGCACGGAAAAUUGAGGGAAGCAAUGGUGUUGUAGGUAACAGGGAUAUGGAAACGGAUGACCCUGUGAUUGAGAUAUCAUCUGAUGAUAGUGAACAAUAUGAUGGUUUAAGUAAUCAUCAAAAUGAAGUUUCAAAGGAAACAACAGAUAGUAAUACCAUUAUGCAAUCAGUUUCUGUUGAUGUCCCAGAGAGCAUUGAUAAUUCAGUCCUGCAUGAGGAAGUCCCCACACAUAAAGGCAAUUUAUAUGCUUUGGAUGCCAUAGUUCCUGGUGAUAGGGAGAUCAAGAAACAAGAAAUAGAAUUUUCUGAAAAUGAUGUGCACCUGAAGGACAGUGAAAAUGGAAAGCCCUCAGAUACUCCUAUUAAUGGCUCAUCUAUGACAAAUGAAAGUUCUGUGAAGAAGAAACCUAGGAUCAUACGGUCUGUUAAGGAAGCUAGGGAUUAUCUUUCGAAAAAACAUGACAAACAAGAUCCUGGCACUAGCACGGAAUGUAAAAUUGAACUCGCGAAAGAAAAUAUUGCUGAUAUGAAAUCUUCAAGUGUUAUUGAUUUAAAUGGCCAGAAGUACCAGAAUUUGGAGAAGAAUACAAUUGUGUCUAAAAGUGACACAUUAAAUGGAAUAUUGGAUUCUAAGCCUCUCAUAAAUUCUAGCGAUGAUUCUGAUCAGAAGGAUAAGGAAGUUAGCCCAAGAAAGAAUGAAUACAUCAAAGGUUCUGGUAUUGAACCUGGAUUGGAAGAGCUUCAAAAGGAUGAGACCACUUUAGACCAAGAAGUCAGUGGCAUUAGUACAGAGACAAGGCUACCUGUAAAGCCAGAAAAUUGGCUGGAGAUAAAACUCCACAAAGUUGAGCCCAUAAUUGAGCAAAUUAGAAGUGAUGCUUUAGAUGGAGUAUCAGAUUCUAAGGCUGCCACAAGUCCUAGUGAAGAUUCUAAUCAGAAGGAUAAGGAAUUUAGCCCAACAAAGGAUGACUACUUCAAAGACUCUGGUGUUGAACCUGGCCUAGGAAACCUUCAAGAGUCUGACACCACUUUAGACCAUGAAAUUAAUGGCAUUGGUACAGAGACACGGCUGCCUGUAAAGCCAGAAAAUUGGCCAGACAAAAGCCUCAUUGAAGUUGAGCAUAGCAGGAGUGAUGCUUUAAAUGGAUUAUCAGAUUCUAAGUCUGCCACAAAUGCCAGGGAAGAUUCCAAUCAGAAGAAUAAGAAAUUUGGCACUACAAAGGAUGACUACCUCAAAGAUGCUGGUGUUGAACCUGGAAUAAGAAACCAUCAAAAGUCAGGCACCACUUUAGACAGUGAAGUUAAUGGCAUUAGUACAGAGACAAGGGGCUCUGGAAAGACAGAAAACUGGCUGGAGAAAAACUUCCAUGAAGUUGAGCCUAUAGUUAAGCAAAUUAGAGCAGGAUUUAGAAAUAACUACAUGGCUGCAAAAGAGAGAGUCAAUCAAACUUUAGAUAUACCAACUGAGAUGGAAUCACUUGGGGGUGUUGAAGAUGAUGGAGAACUUGACUGGAUGCAGGAUGAUCAUCUUAGAGAUAUUGUCUUUCGAGUCCGUGAGAAUGAGCUGUCUGGACGGGACCCAUUUUAUUUGAUGAAUGAUGAAGAUAAGGACACAUUUUUUAGAGGUCUUGAGAAAAAAGUGGAGAAAGAGAAUAAAAAACUUUCUGACAUACAUGAAUGGCUCCAUUCAAAUAUUGAAAAUCUUGAUUACGGAGCAGAUGGCAUUAGUAUAUAUGACCCACCGGAGAAAAUCAUACCACGCUGGAAAGGGCCUCCUGUGGAGAAAAUUCCCGAGUUUCUCAAUGAAUUUCUCGAUGAAAAAAAGACAAGUUCCACCAGAAAUAUGAACCCAGUGAAGAAGGAUGAGAGUGGCUUUGCUAUAACAUCAGCUGAUUCCUCUUUACAAGAAAAGGUUGAUGGCUCUACAGCACCUAUUAAGAAGUCGAAAAAUCCAAAGACUAUUAUUGAAGGAAGUGAUGGUUCAAUUAAAGUUGGCAAAAAAUCAGGUAAGGAAUAUUGGCAGCACACAAAGAAAUGGUCCCAAGGUUUUUUGGACUGUUACAAUGAUGAGACAGACCCAGAAGUAAAGUCCAUAAUGAAGGAUAUGGGGAAGGGUUUGGAUCGAUGGAUCACUGAAAAAGAAAUAGAGGAAGCAGCUGAACUAAUGGACAAACUACCUGAUAGGAAUAGGAGUUUCAUGGAAAAGAAACUCAACAAGAUUAAAAGAGAGAUGGAGUUGUUUGGACCGCAAGCAGUGGUUAGCAAAUAUCGUGAAUAUGCAGACGACAAAGAGGAAGAUUACUUAUGGUGGUUAGAUCUUUCACACGUACUGUGCAUUGAAUUGUACACAGUUGAGAAUGGAGAGCAGAAAGUAGGACUUUAUUCAUUGGAGAUGGCUUCAGAUCUUGAAUUGGAACCUAAGCCAUAUCAUGUGAUUGCUUUCCAAGAUCCCAAUGACUGCAAAAACCUUUGUUACAUAAUUCAGGCUCAUAUGGAAAUGCUGGGAAAUGGUCAUGCCUUUGUUGUUGCACGGCCUCCUAAGGAUGCUUUUCGAGAAGCUAAAGCAAAUGGGUUUGGUGUUACGGUCAUCAAGAAAGGUGAACUUCAGCUCAAUAUAGACCAACCACUAGAAGAAGUAGAGGAACAAAUUUCAGAGAUUGGCAGCAAAAUGUAUCAUGAUAUGAUGAUGAAGGAGCGGUCUGUGGAUAUAAACACAUUAAUGAAAGGUGUAUUUGGUUUUAGUGACCGGUCCAUCAAGAGGUUAAAGAGGAAGUUGAAGAAACCCAGAAAGGGAUGAUGGCAUUCAAACUUUUAACAAUGUGACCAGUUGAAGACACUGAAAAGUCCUCUAACCCCAAACAUUGAACACGAGCGCAUAAACGCUUUUCACAAAGCAAGGGAGUUUUCUUGCUUCCAGAACAUAUUUUGUUGACCAGAUUUUCCUAUACUCACGAGGACAUGGAGAGAACAUGUCAUCAGAAGUUUGUAAGGUUGAAAAAAAUGAUGUCAUGUCUGCAUGGUAGCAUCACUAGCAUGUGGUAUCUUCCUUCCAACUUCUAGUUUGUGUACUUUAUUUUUCUUACCCAAUUCACAGAUGUUUGUAUAUAAUUGAGGAACAUAUAGAUAUAGUUAUCAAGCUCCACGUAGGCAACUACUGAGAAUGAUUUUCUUCACGUAUAGAAAAUGAAAGAUUUGGGGCAUUUUAUUUAUUUUAAUUUUUAAUCAGUUGUGGUUC
Messenger RNA from Glycine soja, 4542 nucleotides. RefSeq lists its product as uncharacterized. Bases 178 to 4104 code for a protein of 1308 amino acids. The record is from RefSeq and is a predicted model, not a curated record. The transcript is spliced from 5 exons. NCBI's taxonomy places the organism in Eukaryota, Viridiplantae, Streptophyta, Magnoliopsida, Fabales, Fabaceae.